Gongylonema pulchrum is the source of this 441-nucleotide messenger RNA. NCBI's taxonomy places the organism in Eukaryota, Metazoa, Nematoda, Chromadorea, Rhabditida, Gongylonematidae. The record is from the annotation of a GenBank genome assembly.
AUGGCAUCACUGGGGCAAGGACCCGUUAUGGGAAUGAUGACUGCUGGCCAGCAACAACAACAGCAGCAGCAGCAGCAGAAUGGAACCACAACAACUGGCAAGAAGGGAAGCAGUAAAAGGUCCAAAGCUAACAAAGCAAAUGCUGCAGCCGUGUCAUCUCUGAGCAACGAUGAACAGCAACAGCAGCAGCUGCUAAUGGCACGGCGCAAGCAGCAACCACUGAUGACAGCGGGGCAAACGCAUCCUGGGCUACCACCCGGUAUGCUACCCGCACAGGAUUUCUACAUGCCGCAGGGUAUGUGUGCUGCUGCUGGUACCAUGCCACCACCUUCUGCAAUGCAACCACGGCAACAACAUCCAUUCGCGCCAAUGGUCAAUAAUGUUGCCGCAAUGAACGCUGGAACGAUGGCGCAAUUUGAUGCUUUUGAUGGUACGCUGUAA